This is a messenger RNA of Tachyglossus aculeatus (Australian echidna), 2624 nucleotides long. It is a transcript of the gene REXO5, whose product is annotated as RNA exonuclease 5. The record is from RefSeq and is a predicted model, not a curated record. Gene Ontology annotation, cellular component: nucleus. The transcript is spliced from 20 exons. Gene Ontology annotation, molecular function: exonuclease activity; RNA binding. Lineage: Eukaryota; Metazoa; Chordata; Mammalia; Monotremata; Tachyglossidae. Bases 149 to 2527 code for a protein of 792 amino acids.
GAUAACUGAGGCACAGAGAAGUGACUUGCCCAAAGUCAUACAGCAAACAAGCGACAGAGUCCGGAUCGGAACCCUCGACCUUCUGACUCCCAAGCCCGUACUAUCCAGUACUUGGAACACAGUCAAAUAAGCACCGUUGUCCAGAGAAAUGGCCGAGGCCCCCUGCGUCAAAAAACAGAAGAGGAAACGUGUGUCGAAUGGCGUUGCGAUAGAGCCCAAAGUCAUCAAAGUGAGUGGCGACCCAGGUGAUGAAGAAACGGAUGGAGAUUCUCUGAGUCCACCCAAGUUAAAGAAAGCACGUUUGUCGGCUGUUUUGUUCGGUGACAAUUGUGAAGUAAACCAUGGUCAGAUACAAGAACUUCUGAAGUACGCAACUUUGGGGAAACAGCACAAAGCAGCCAAACCCAGCUGGUGCCGCCUUUUCCACCAAAGACACCUGAGGAGUGUGGCAGUAAUUGUCCUGGAGGGAACGAGCCAGCUGCACUUCUACAGAUUCUAUCUGCAGUUCAAACACCUCCGAAAGACAUUCAGACAUAGAUUCCGUUUGCCACCUCCUUCGGCAGAUUUCCUGGCAGAUGUGAUUGGGAUGCAGCUGGAUCAAGGGGUUGGAGAAAAAAUGAAAACGAAUAAGGAUCAUCUCAGCAUGGCAGAAGAGGCAUCACGGCCCGCCGCACAAGGCAGCGGAGACCUGCAGAACGAUCCCAUCAUCCAGAAAUAUGGGUAUGACAACGUUGGCCUCACCGAGUGCCUUCUCUCGGAAGAAGAGAUGAGAAAAUUUGACUUUCCUCUCCAAGGAUCUGAUGGCUGUGAAAACUUUGUUCCCACGGAAUGUGUUGGCCAGAUAACCAACAACAGCCCCCUUUUUGGAUUGGACUGUGAAAUGUGCCUUACAACGAAAGGGAGCGAGCUCACCCGUGUCUCGUUGGUGCGAGCGGAGGGUUGCUGCCUUCUGGAUGAACUUGUGAAGCCCGACAAUCCCAUUCUCAACUACCUCACCAGGUUCUCAGGCAUCACAAGGGAUAUGCUCCAACCAGUGAAAACAAAACUAAAAGAUGUCCAGGGGAAACUGAAGAGUCUUCUUCCACGUGACGCAGUGUUAGUGGGCCACUCUUUAAAUGUGGAUCUCAAAGCUCUCCAGAUGAUUCAUCCCAACGUGAUUGAUACUUCGUUGCUUUAUGUAAGAGAAUUUGGGCGAAGAUUCAAGCUCAAGUUCUUAGCCCAAGCUGUUUUAGGGAAGGAAAUACAGAGUCCUGAAAGGGUGGGGCAUGAUUCCACCGAAGAUGCCGUCACCACCCUUGAACUGGCCCAGUAUUUUAUCAAGCAUGGCCCCAGGAAGAUCGCUGAGCUGAAGCUGGAAACCUGCCUUACACCCCAAAGGCCGCUUGCGAGCCCUGAGCAGAAACCCACCUUGGUGUCUCCUCGCAACGGGUUCCAGGCACACUCAAAACCCCAAGCAAGACUAACCCAGCAGCAGGAUCCAAGCGAUUUAGACCCUGUCGGUCGAAAAUAUCUCCUGCUCACCGGGAAGAAAGAUGGGAAUGAACUAACUUCUCCCAGCUCUCCCAGGAGUGUGAUUUGCUCUUCCAAUCAAGAGGUCCUUCAGGAAGCCAGAGAGCGGGUGCCUUUGUCUCCGUUCAGCGUAAUUCAGUUCUCACUGGGGACCGAGCCCCUGCUCCCCAGGGUCGCUGCAGACAUGAAUGAGAAGAUGAAAGCCAAGUUGGUAGCGAUGUCUACAGUCUACGCGGGACCAUUUAGGAUCGGCAUCUGCCUCCGGCCUCUGAAGAAGCUGUUCCAGAGUUGCGGCCCGAUUCGAUCGAUACGGGUGGUUCCUGAAACUUAUCAGCCGUACGUGUGCAUUCAGUUUGAAGUCCUGGAGGCUGCCCAGCUGGCCGUGGAAACCUUCGAUGGAACAUUUGUCGAAGGGGCCAGAAUCAAGGUUCUGAGACCCAUCCAGGAACUGACCCUCGAUGGUGACACCAUGCUGAGGAAGCUGGAGGACGAUCUCGAGAACGAAGUGGCCCUGUACGUGUCCGGCCUCAAGAAAACCGCCACCGAGGAGGCCAUACGUGAGCAGUUCAGCCUCUUGCCCGAUCUGAAAGCCAUCUUCUUGCCUGUGAAUCGAGAAACAGGACACAACCACGGCUACUGCUUCCUAAGGUUUGGAACCCUAGCAAGCACCCAGUGUGCCCUGGACAUCUUGAAGAGAGGGACCGGGCAGCAUCGGGGGCUGAAGUGCCGGAAAGCUCUGACUCCGAGCCACCUCCAUGAGUGGGCCCGACAGCGGCCCGAUGAUCCGUCGGACCCCAGCCUCCCCUCCCGGGCUUCGGAGUCACAGCCUGCCUCGGGAGAAGACCUGAAGAAAGCCACCCGCCAUUUAGACCGGAGGAUUAAAAGGUUGCACAAGAGCCUGCGCCCCAGCACUCUCUGCGUUAUCCUCCUGCCUGGAGUGAACAGUGCACAUGGAUCGUUAUCUGGCCUGGGGAUGAUGGGGAUCAAGGAUGAACUGGGAAGUGCCUGUCUGUUCUGAAGUGCCUUAGCUGUUUCACAGCAAUCACUUGCCCCUGCUGCCUCACACCACUGCCCUAAAGAUGCUGCGGAAGGUGAAAUAAAGUGAUUUGAACCCA